Molecule: messenger RNA, 306 nt
Organism: Eruca vesicaria subsp. sativa (arugula)
Lineage: Eukaryota; Viridiplantae; Streptophyta; Magnoliopsida; Brassicales; Brassicaceae
Source: the annotation of a GenBank genome assembly
AUGGCUGCUGUUGAUCGGAACCGGCUUGAUGGCCCAAAGAUAGAGAGGGUAGAUGUUGUAGUCUUUGUUAUCUGGGAGCUAGUCAUCUUAGCAUUCUUAGUGUUCUCAGUCGUUUCCUUGUACUUCAAGCGAUUGCAGCUCGCCAUCAUCUUGGUAUGCGUCACUUUGCUACUACUUGUUUACAUGAAGGUCACAAAGCAGGUGAGAUUGGCCAGGAAGAAGAAGCGAAGGAUGCUUCUUCCACUGUACCAAACUCCAUAUGAGAAGUUCGCCUUUAUAUUAUUACUAAGUGAAAUUGUGUUGUAA